CAUAAUCAAGAUGUAGAAAGAAGAAUAUAUAAGGUUAGAUAAAAUUUGUGAAUAAAAUUUAUAUUUUAAAGCUUAAGAAUUUAUUUUAAUUCACAUAAUUUAUUGAUAUCGGUUAUUAAUUAUGUGUACUCCUACUGAAAUCAUUAAAAAUAUUUUCACCCCGUUUCAAGAUCAUAUAAAUGAAGAACAAGACACAAGAGAGGAAAUGCGUAAAAUCGUAAAGGAAAUAGAAAAACCUUUAAGAGAAAUAAUAACAAUUCUUCAAGUUAUACAUCAUGAAAAAGAUGUCGAAAAAAUGCACGCUGCUUGUAUAAACGCUAGGAAAACGUUUGAAGAAGUACGUCAAGGAUAUGAUUCCUUGAACAAAUUGAUACCUGCAGGGCAGUAUUAUAGAUAUAACGAUCAUUGGCGAUUUGCUACACAACGUUUGUGUUAUUUGGCCGGCCUAAUAAUAUUUUUGGAAAAAGGAAUUUUAAUUGAUAAGGAAACAGCUGCAAGUAUUUUAGGACUUUCCAAUCAGUCGAAUCUUCACUUAGAUUUAGAGGAUUAUCUCAUGGGGCUACUAAAUUUAGCUUCUGAAUUGUCAAGAUAUGCAGUAAAUUCCGUCACUUUGGGUGAUUACAAUAGACCUAUACAAAUUUCAAAGUUCGUGGCGCAGUUGAAUGCCGGAUUUAGGCUUCUGAAUCUUAAGAAUGAUUCUUUGAGAAAAAGAUUCGACGGAUUGAAAUAUGAUGUGAAGAAAAUCGAAGAAGUUGUUUACGAUUUGUCAAUCAGGGGAUUCGCUUCAAGUUCAUCUUCUACUGAGGUACAAGGAGAGGAAAAAUAAUAAGUACUGUUAUAAGUUUAAGUGUUUUGCAUUAGUUUUUUAUAUUUACUUGAAGGCAAGUUUUUGUAAUACAGGUAAGCAAAAUAUAUAGAAACAAUCUUUUCUUUA
Diorhabda sublineata is the source of this 934-nucleotide messenger RNA. Its product is annotated as translin. The transcript has 5 exons. Bases 122 to 826 code for a protein of 234 amino acids. The record is from RefSeq and is a predicted model, not a curated record. Gene Ontology annotation, biological process: RNA metabolic process. NCBI's taxonomy places the organism in Eukaryota, Metazoa, Arthropoda, Insecta, Coleoptera, Chrysomelidae. Gene Ontology annotation, cellular component: cytoplasm; nucleus. Gene Ontology annotation, molecular function: single-stranded DNA binding; sequence-specific DNA binding; RNA binding.